Alternaria ethzedia is the source of this 1359-nucleotide messenger RNA. RefSeq lists its product as uncharacterized. The record is from RefSeq and is a predicted model, not a curated record. NCBI's taxonomy places the organism in Eukaryota, Fungi, Ascomycota, Dothideomycetes, Pleosporales, Pleosporaceae. The transcript has 3 exons. Bases 1 to 1359 code for a protein of 452 amino acids.
AUGCAAGAUGAUGACGAUCGAUCCGACAGCUUCGAAGAAGAUUUAGAAGGAGACAAGUACUUGGAGGAUCCCAACUUGUCGAUCGCGGCUCUCAUCGAUUUAUGGGCCAGCUGCGAGUUCUUCCUCCGGCACGACUACGGCAAGUCCAUAUUCUUCCUGAGAGAUCUUCCAGACUCGCUGAAAUCUUGCGUUCGCCGGCUGGUGCUCCCUUAUGAUUUCCUAAGUCUUAUUGCAUACUCGCGGUGGACCAAAGAGCAGUCAAGAGGUGGGGCCUUAUUUACAAACUGGAUCUCAGAAAAUUUCCCCAACUUACGGACGGUGGCGAUUGAGGUACCAGACGUGUGCGAAGUCAUGGAAAUGAAUUGGAAUGAGGCUUCGGACUAUCUGUGCGAGAUGCUCAAGAACGGCCGUUUGGACACCGUGAGAUUCUAUUACAAAGACUAUGAGAAGGGCGAAUACCCGCAGAUGAUUCUCGAUAUGAUGAAAACACCGCGAGUGCUUGAUGAGGACCAGCCAGUUCCGGACGAGCUUUACGAUGUGUUUUGGAACGACCCUAAUGGAAGCUUAGGCGCAUUCUCUGAUCACCAAGAUGUAAUGCUCACGUACAAGAUCUUCAUGUCGACACCACUACUUCUUGUUUCCAAGGAAGUGAAUAGAGAGGCGGAGAGGGUACUGCGGGCCAACAAACGAGGAUGGAUCAAUUACUACAACGAAGUCGCGCGAUCCAACAUACAUUACCAUCGGAUCAUUAAACCGACCAGGGCUUUCCAGUACCUUUGGUCUCGCAGUCAGGUCGUUCUGGAAAACACUACCGCGGAUACCAUGUUCUUCUUGCAGUUCCUACCGGAGGUCUUGAAGAAGAGCCUUCAUAGUUUGAUCAUCACGAAAAGCUUGAUGAUCGAAAACGAAUUGUCGAUAGCACUCUGGCAAACUGACGACGAAAAGGGCGGAUCGUUCAUGUCAAACUUGAUCAAAGAACACUAUCCUAACCUGCGUACAAUGGCUCUUGAGAUACCAAGCACGGAGGAAGAGAUGAGAAGCAAUAUCAAUAACGCUUUCGGGCACUUAUGCGAUAUGCUCAAGAUGAAAGAUCUAGAUGCCCUCAGGUACUUCUUCAGGGAGGCUUGCUUUUCUCAAUCCGACGGCUGGUUCCUCAUAGAUGUGGACCUAGAAGGGUGGGAGCUCAGCGAUGAGUCCGACGACUAUGAGGUGGGAGAAGACGAAAUUUCGGAGCGCUACAAACAACCCCUGGAUGGCGUGGAGGAAACUAUUUCGCCUACUUCAAUCGGGUCUGCAGUAUGGCGCGAUCUGGGAAUGGAGCGCGUCGUCAAGAUCACGAGGUCGCAGACAGCAGCCUAG